AUAACCACUGUGUGUUGUUGGCUUAACAGCCUUUUCUGAUUGGCUGAAUUCAAACACAGAUGGUUUUCUUGGUUUGAAAUACUGGCCGGUACACAUGUUGGAAAAUAUACAGGUUAAACUUGUUGUUAAAAUGAAAUUAAAUUAAUUUCACAAACAGUAGAGAUGAGUUAUUCCAUUACCAACAAUUUCUUAAAAUAAUAAUGUAUAAUUGAUAUCAUUUGGAUAGUGACAUGAAGUGUUGUUAAAGAGUGAUGAAUACAGUGUUUCAGCAGUCUGUCUAGGAAUAGAACAACAACUGAAGCUUGAUGGCCGACUUACAGAGCAUUAGCAACAGUUUCAGCAGCAACUUCUCCAACAGCAGCAACUUCUCCAACAGCAUCAACCACUGCAGCAGCGAAAACAACAACUCCAGCAGCACUCAACCCAGCAGCAGCAACAACCACCCCAGCAACAACAACCGCAGCAAAAACAAAUCCAGCAACAACAACCAGAUCCUCAACCAGAUUGUCAAGACCUGCCUGUCAACAGGACAUAAUUAUGGCCCAGCUGCUAUUAGACAUCACUGGCAUAACAGAUGCCAGUAAGGCUGCAAAGAAGUUGUUUCGCCACCUGUAAAGGGAGGAGUGAAAUAAAACGAAGGACUGUGAAACACUGGAGUACUUGAAAUAUUCUGUUUUGUUAAUAGUGUAUAUAUCCAUUGUCUUCUUCAAAUAAUAAAUUGUUAUACAUUA
Molecule: messenger RNA, 731 nt
Organism: Dreissena polymorpha
Lineage: Eukaryota; Metazoa; Mollusca; Bivalvia; Myida; Dreissenidae
Exons: 3
Coding region: 306-584 (92 amino acids)
Source: RefSeq, a predicted model, not a curated record